CACACCUAUCCCUCAUCCGCUUGCAAUAUAUAGCCUACCUGGAGGAUUGCUAUGGCAACAGGUUGCCAGUGGCGACGGGGUACCACUACAUCUCUGCGCGCGAGUCUGCGGGGAUGAGCUGCGCGUCAACAAAACACAAGCGAGCAGCAGAGGGUGAGGUCUGCCCGGCUCAGUCAGCAAAGACAGGGAAAUAAGCACUGCGAGGCUUUUUCUGUCAUGAAGUGAGGAGCCCCGCAGUCUGCAGGGACGCGUCUGUUCGCUGCUGUCGUUUCGGUGAGAAGAGUCUGCAGCCAGAAGCGUCGGAUCGAGCGGGAUGGAGAGCCGCCGCUGACUGAGAUCCCCCAGCGCCCCCGACAACAACAGGUCUUAUCCACUGAGCCCAUCUUCCCCUGCAAAAUCUGAGCAGCAAACGACAAAGAGCUGGAGCCGAGACGAUCUAGCAUGGAUGUGCCCAGGAUGGCUGAGGGCCUCUUCAGCAGCACGCUGUCCUCGUCGGGUGGCGGCCAUCAUGUGCCUUCCUACCUGACGCUGGAGCAGAAGGCGGCAUUCGUCUUUGUGCUGCUGCUCUUCAUCUUCUUGGCCCUUCUCAUCGUGCGCUGCUUCCGCAUCCUGCUGGACCCCUACCGCAGCAUGCCCUCGUCCAACUGGACAGACCACACCGAGAAGGACACGUUCGAUUACCGCAUCGUCUGAGGAGCCCUGAGGGUGCACAAAUUGAAAAUAAAUAAAUAGAUAAAUGUAUUAAAGACUGAUUUGAUGCUUAAAGAGCACUUUGGUCCGAAGAACAAAUGACUGCUGAUUGAUCAGGAAAACAACGGCUUUCAGAAAACCUUCUGAAAACUCAGACGAAGUUGUCGUCGAAAUCAGCACUAAUCAGAGUUCAACAGCUUCUCCCUGCCAAAUCAGAAAAUUCUCAACCAUGACAUGACAACCAGAGCUGUGCUAUGAAGGCUACUGAUCGAACCACAAACUGUCGAGACCCUCCGUCCAAGUCAUGCACCAGGGCCAGUUACCCGUAACUCCCCUUCCCCACCAUCAGUUCUCUUGUGGACUACCUCGGUCCUCCUCCAUGCCACGUGUGGAAGACUUAGUGUUCUCUCAUAUCUCACACAGGGUCGAAAUAUCUUUUGAGGUCUAAGCCAGUUUAUUAAUAACAGUGUUUACAUCUUAUCAUGUUUACAUCCUUAGAUUGUUAUUGAUAAUGUAGACAAUCAGUGUUUAAAACAGUUAGUUGAAAAAAAAAACAACUUGCAGAAUAAAUAUUGGAGGUCUUUUGUUUUUAGCGUAUUUUGUGGACAGACACGAGAGGUGCAAAAAGACUUUGUAUGACUGAUGUGAUUCAGGCGAAGAGGAAUUAAAUGCCUUAUGUCUUUGUAAGAUAUUCUCUGGUUGUCAUUUCCUUCUAGGAGAGACUGGUUUCAAGGUCAUAAAACAGGUUAAGUAAUCACCAAGAAGGAAAUUGUAGUGGAAAAGUUCUCCCUUUAAUGUUCUGGAAAGGUUCGGACAGGCAGAUGCCAGCAGCGAGUACGUGUAACCGUUGUGCGUGUGCGAUAAAAACAGUUCGUCCUUUCAGUCUCGACGGGCCCUGUGGUGUCCACGUCUUUAGAUGUCAGCAACCAAAAGAGGUAUUGAAGAAAAAACAAAACAUUUACUGUGCUGUACCGUGUGCCUAAUUUGAAAAAAAAGAAAAAGAAAAAAGCUAGAUUGAUGUUUUAGAAAAAAGAAACAAUAUUUCAUAUUUUUGUCCUUCAAUGUUUUUUGUGUAAUGCCCAUUUAAAGAAACUUAAACAGCAUUUUACUGCCUGCAGUUGGUGUAUUGACAGUUGGUAUGCCAGACCUGCAGAGUGUUGAUGAUGAUGACUAUGACGACGCGUUUUCACAUCAAACCCUUUACGAACUGAUGUUGUGGCUCUUUCGUUGGGCAAUUUUUCAACUGUGCGCCUUAUAGUGUAGAUUGUUUACAGUAUCGUAGGUAGCGGAGACACUGGAAAUCAGCCAGUCACUGAUGUGUCUUUGCACUUCACGGAGAUGUCAUACAACCCGCUAAAAAGAAAAAAAACAAACCCUUCCCUGCUCUCGUUCCUGCCGAGACAGGAAGUAAACUCUGGCCCUUUUUGACGACGUGUGAUGUUCUUGUGAUCUUCCGUGGCCUUUUCCUACCUUAUCGCAGAUGUUGCGAUGUUGUGCUGAGGUGAUGUAUUCCUUUUCCGCAUGUAUCUCUUGCAGAGUUUCCUCUCCGUGCAUGGUAAAUGGUGAAGUGCUUUAAUCCUGAUGUUGUAGCUGUGGGUCAGUUGCUCAAGCAGCUAUUUCCUGUCUGUACUGGAGCCUUUUGUUUCAAUCUGUUUUUCGCCUGGAGCCGCCGUUCUUUUUGUAAUAAAAAUGAUCAGAGU
Scatophagus argus is the source of this 2390-nucleotide messenger RNA. RefSeq names its product cortexin-3. The coding region runs from base 442 to 693 and encodes 83 amino acids. The transcript has 2 exons. The record is from RefSeq and is a predicted model, not a curated record. NCBI's taxonomy places the organism in Eukaryota, Metazoa, Chordata, Actinopteri, Scatophagidae.